GCAAGAAGGAGACUUGCAACCAUUUUGGAUGGAACAAUAAAUGAACGUAGGAAGAAACGAGAGACGCCUCUCGGGAUUACUAGAAAGGAUAUGCUCGAUCUUCUCCUAGAGUGCGAAGACGAUAAUGGAAGAAGACUAGACAACGAGGAAAUCAUUGAUACGUUAAUCGCAUACUUGAACGCGGGCCAUGAAUCUUCAGGACACAUCACAAUGUGGGCAUCUAUUUUUCUCCAAGCACAUCCUGAAGUUUUCAAAACCGCGAAAGAAGAACAAGAGAGGAUCGUGAAGAAUAUGCCCGCGGGGCAGAAUGGUUUGACACUAAACGAGUACAGGCAAAUGGAGUAUCUCUCCAAGGUGAUUGACGAGACGCUUCGUGUGGUGUCGUUUGCGUUCAUGACGUUUCGAGAAGCUAAGAAAGAUGUUGAGUUCAAAGGUUAUGUGAUUCCAAAGGGAUGGAAGAUUUUGCUUUGGUAUAGGAGUCUUCACCAUAAUCCUGAAAAUUAUCCACAACCUAAAGAGUUUAAUCCUUCAAGAUGGGAUAGCUAUGUACCAAAGCCUGGAACUUUUCUUCCAUUUGGAGGAGGAAGUAGACUUUGCCCCGGAAACGACCUUGCAAAGCUAGAGAUCUCCAUAUUCCUUCACCAUUUUCUCCUCAAAUACAAACUUGAAAGGGAAAAUCCAGGUUGUCCAGUGAGGUACUUGCCUCAUCCAAGGCCCAAAGACAAUUGUCUAGGAAGAGUUGUGGAAGUAUCCAAAUGAAGGAGGGUAGAUUUGGAAAUUAAUAAAAUAACGUUGUGUGCAAGAUAUUGACUUGAAUAAUUUCGUGUGUACAACAUACUUUGUUUCCACUUCAGUUACUUACUAUUAUGUACAAGAGGUUUUAGUUUGUGAUGCAUAUAGUGGCCAAUGUUUGAGGUAAACAAUUUAUAUAUCACAAAGUAUUUGCAGGUC
This is a messenger RNA of Helianthus annuus (common sunflower), 951 nucleotides long. RefSeq names its product ent-kaurenoic acid oxidase 2-like. Gene Ontology annotation, molecular function: heme binding; iron ion binding; ent-kaurenoic acid monooxygenase activity. Gene Ontology annotation, cellular component: endoplasmic reticulum. Lineage: Eukaryota; Viridiplantae; Streptophyta; Magnoliopsida; Asterales; Asteraceae. The record is from RefSeq and is a predicted model, not a curated record. Gene Ontology annotation, biological process: brassinosteroid homeostasis; multicellular organism development; sterol metabolic process.